Molecule: messenger RNA, 5239 nt
Organism: Octodon degus (degu)
Lineage: Eukaryota; Metazoa; Chordata; Mammalia; Rodentia; Octodontidae
Gene: Polr3a
Product: RNA polymerase III subunit A
Exons: 31
Coding region: 100-4272 (1390 amino acids)
Biological process (GO): DNA-templated transcription
Molecular function (GO): DNA-directed RNA polymerase activity; DNA binding
Source: RefSeq, a predicted model, not a curated record
CCACGGCUCCCUAGACAGGCGUCCAAAAGCACCCGCGAGGGGCAGAGAGCAUCGUUUCUGCGGCCGAGACGCCCAGAGGGCGACGGGACAGCCAGCAGCAUGGUGAAGGAGCAGUUCCGAGAGACGGAUGUGGCCAAGAAAAUAAGCCACAUCUGUUUUGGGAUGAAGUCCCCAGAAGAGAUGCGCCAGCAGGCGCACAUCCAGGUGGUGAGCAAGAACCUCUACAGCCAGGACAACAACCACGCCCCGCUGCUGCACGGGGUGCUGGACCACAGGAUGGGUACAAGUGAGAAGGACCGGCCUUGUGAGACCUGUGGGAAGAACCUGGCCGACUGCCUGGGCCACUACGGAUACAUUGACCUGGAGCUGCCGUGUUUCCAUGUGGGCUACUUCCGGGCCAUCAUCGGCAUCUUACAGAUGAUCUGCAAGACCUGUUGCCACAUCCUGCUGUCCAAGGACGAGAGGCAGCAGUUCCUGGACCACCUGAGGCGGCCCGGCCUGACCUACCUGCAGAAGCGGGGCCUGCGGAAGAAGGUGUCGGACAGGUGCCGGAAGAAGAGCGUGUGCCUGCACUGCGGGGCCUUCAACGGGACAGUGAAGAAGUGCGGCCUCCUGAAGAUCAUCCACGAGAAAUACAAGACCAACAAGAAAGUGGUGGACCCCAUGGUGUCCUGCUUCCUGCAGUCCUUCGAGACAGCCAUUGAGCAUAACAAGGAAGUGGAGCCGCUGCUGGGGCGGGCACAGGAAAACCUGAAUCCCCUGACGGUGCUGAGCUUAUUCAGGAGGAUCCCAGCAGAAGAUAUCCCCCUGCUGCUCAUGAACCCCGACGCUGGGAAGCCCUCGGACCUGAUCCUCACCCGGCUGCUGGUGCCGCCCCUGUGCAUCCGGCCCUCCGUGGUGAGCGACUUGAAGUCCGGCACCAACGAGGACGACCUGACCAUGAAGCUGACCGAGAUCAUCUUCCUGAACGACGUGAUUAAGAAGCACCGCAUCUCCGGAGCCAAGACGCAGAUGAUCAUGGAGGACUGGGAUUUCCUGCAGCUGCAGUGCGCACUCUACAUCAACAGCGAGCUCUCGGGCAUCCCCCUGAACAUGGCGCCCAAGAAGUGGACCCGCGGCUUCGUCCAGCGCCUGAAGGGGAAGCAGGGUCGGUUCAGAGGCAACCUCUCCGGGAAGAGGGUGGAUUUCUCUGGCAGAACGGUCAUCUCACCAGACCCCAACCUCCGGAUCGACGAGGUCGCCGUCCCAGUCCACGUGGCCAAAAUUCUUACUUUUCCUGAGAAGGUGAACAAAGCUAACAUCAACUUUUUAAGGAAACUGGUUCGAAAUGGCCCUGAAGUUCACCCGGGAGCCAACUUCAUCCAGCAGAGAUACACACAGAUGAAAAGGUUUCUGAAGUACGGGAACCGGGAGAAGAUGGCCCAGGAGCUCAAGUAUGGGGACGUCGUGGAGCGGCACCUCAUCGACGGCGACGUGGUGCUCUUCAACCGGCAGCCCUCGCUGCACAAGCUGAGCAUCAUGGCGCACCUGGCCAGGGUAAAACCCCACCGCACCUUCCGGUUCAAUGAGUGUGUCUGCACCCCAUAUAAUGCUGACUUCGACGGCGAUGAGAUGAACCUUCACCUUCCCCAGACAGAAGAAGCCAAAGCCGAGGCCCUGGUUCUCAUGGGGACAAAAGCAAAUCUCGUGACCCCCAGGAACGGGGAGCCGCUCAUCGCUGCGAUUCAGGAUUUUCUAACAGGAGCCUACCUGCUGACACUCAAGGACACGUUCUUCGAUCGAGCCAAGGCUUGCCAGAUAAUCGCUUCCAUAUUGGUGGGCAAGGAUGAGAAAAUCAAAGUCCGUCUCCCUCACCCUGCCAUCCUGAAGCCCGUCACCCUGUGGACUGGAAAGCAGAUCUUCAGCGUCAUCCUCAGACCCAGCGAGGACAAUCCAGUGAGAGCCAACCUCCGAACCAAGGGCAAGCAGUACUGCGGCAGGGGGGAGGACCUGUGCACCAACGAUUCCUACGUCACCAUCCAGAACAGUGAGCUGGUGUGCGGCAGCAUGGACAAGGGGACCCUGGGCUCAGGCUCCAAGAACAACAUCUUCUACAUCCUGCUGCGGGACUGGGGGCAGAAUGAGGCCGCCGACGCCAUGUCCCGGCUCGCCAGGCUGGCCCCCGUCUACCUGUCUAAUCGGGGCUUCUCGAUCGGCAUUGGGGACGUCACCCCGGGCCAGGGCCUGCUGAAGGCCAAGCACGAGCUCCUGGAUGCCGGCUACAAGAAGUGCGACGAGUACAUCGAGGCUCUGAACACAGGCAAGCUGCAGCAGCAGCCCGGCUGCACCGCCGAGGAGACGCUGGAGGCCCUGAUCCUGAAGGAGCUGUCAGUGAUCCGUGACCACGCGGGCAGCGCCUGUCUCCGCGAGCUGGACAAGAGCAACAGCCCCCUCACCAUGGCGCUGUGCGGCUCCAAAGGUUCCUUCAUUAACAUAUCACAGAUGAUCGCCUGUGUGGGACAGCAGGCCAUCAGCGGCUCCCGUGUGCCAGACGGCUUUGAAAACAGGUCCUUGCCUCACUUUGAGAAACACUCGAAGCUCCCAGCUGCCAAAGGCUUUGUGGCCAACAGCUUUUAUUCUGGUUUGACACCAACCGAGUUUUUCUUCCACACCAUGGCUGGGCGGGAGGGCCUAGUGGACACCGCCGUGAAGACAGCAGAAACCGGAUACAUGCAGAGACGGCUUGUCAAGUCCCUCGAAGACCUCUGCUCCCAGUACGACCUGACGGUCCGCAGCUCCACCGGCGACAUCAUCCAGUUCAUUUAUGGGGGCGACGGCUUAGACCCUGCAGCCAUGGAGGGAAAGGAUGAGCCCCUGGAGUUUAGGAGGGUCCUGGACAACAUCAGAGCCGUCUACUUGUGUCCCAGCGAGCCUGCGCUCAGCAAGCACGAGCUGGCCCUGACCACCGAGGCCAUCAUGAAGAAGGACGAGUUCCUGUGCUGCCGGGACAGCUUCCUGCAGGAAAUAAAAAAAUUCAUUAAGGGAGUUUCUGAGAAGAUCAAGAAAACCAGAGAUAAGUACGGCAUCAACGAUAACGGCACAACAGAGCCCCGAGUGUUGUACCAGCUGGACCGGAUCACGCCCACCCAGCUAGAGAAGUUCCUGGAGACCUGCAAGGACAAGUACAUGAGGGCACAGAUGGAGCCGGGCUCUGCCGUGGGCGCCCUGUGCGCACAGAGCAUAGGCGAGCCGGGCACCCAGAUGACCCUGAAGACUUUCCACUUCGCGGGCGUGGCCUCCAUGAACAUCACCCUGGGCGUGCCCCGGAUCAAGGAGAUCAUCAACGCCUCCAAGGCCAUCAGCACCCCAAUUAUUACGGCCCAGCUAGACAAGGACGAGGAUGCUGAUUACGCCCGCCUGGUGAAAGGCAGGAUUGAGAAGACCCUCCUGGGGGAGAUCUCCGAGUACAUCGAAGAAGUGUUCCUCCCUGACGACUGCUUCAUCCUGGUCAAGCUGUCCCUGGAGCGGAUCCGGCUUCUGCGCCUGGAGGUGAAUGCCGAGUCCGUGCGCUACUCCAUCUGCACCUCCAAGCUGCGCGUGAAGCCCGGCGACGUGGCCGUGCACGGCGAGGCUGUGGUGUGCGUCACCCCCCGGGAGAGCAGCAAGAGCUCCAUGUACUACGUGCUGCAGUUCCUGAAAGAGGAGCUCCCCAAGGUGGUGGUACAGGGCAUCCCUGAGGUGUCCAGAGCCGUCAUCCACAUCGAUGAGCAGAGCGGGAAGGAGAAAUACAAGCUGCUGGUGGAGGGCGACAACCUGCGGGCGGUCAUGGCCACCCACGGUGUGAAGGGCACUCGGACGAGCUCCAACAACACCUACGAGGUGGAGAAGACGCUGGGCAUCGAGGCGGCGCGGACAACCAUCAUCAACGAGAUCCAGUACACGAUGGUCAACCAUGGCAUGAGCAUCGACCGCAGGCAUGUGAUGCUGCUGUCCGACCUCAUGACCUAUAAGGGUGAGGUCCUGGGCAUCACCAGGUUCGGCCUGGCCAAGAUGAAGGAGAGUGUGCUGAUGCUGGCAUCCUUCGAGAAGACGGCCGACCACCUCUUCGACGCGGCCUACUUUGGGCAGAAGGACUCCGUGUGCGGGGUGUCCGAGUGCAUCAUCAUGGGGAUCCCCAUGAGCAUCGGGACCGGGCUCUUCAAGCUGCUGCACAGGGCCAACAGGGACCCCAGCCCUCCCCGGAGACCCCUCAUCUUCGACACGAGCGAGUUCCACAUCCCCCUGGUCACAUAGUCCCCACUCCACUCCUUCCUGUGGGCGGCUGACACGGAAGCCCCGAGGCCCUGGCGUCCCAGAGCAGCUCCUCGGCUGGGACGUUCAUGCCGAGCAUCUUGGGAUCGGGCUUGGGUCUGGCUGUUUGUUACCUGACUUUGGGGCCUUGGUGCCUUCCAAGAUCCACAAUGAAGGCCCCACAGCCUCCCCACCCCUUCUGUCAGUCAGAGACCCUGCCUGAGCCCUUGAGGGCUGGGACACUGUUCAGCUUUCCCACCCCUGUCAUGCUGGAAUUGUCCCGUGAUGUCCUGGUGUAAGUAUGUUGUUACUUAUUUUUUGCACUGGAGGAUUUGGGGUUUUGUUGUUGUGUUUCACCUUGGAAUCAAAAAAGCCAGAGAAACCAAGAAAGCCAACAUGGCGUGGCACUGAGAGACCAAGACAUGUAGAAUCUGUCACUGAGCUGCAACACUCAGGUUUGAAGCCUGGCUGCCCUGUGGCGUCACCUCCCUGUCACCCCACAGGAGCUGUCUGACAAGAGCCAGGCCCAUCCUCCAAGCCCGCUGAGAUGGGGAUCCGAUGGCAGGGACCUUGACGUUGUUCGGGUGACUGGCACCGGGUCCAGGCCCUGUGCCACCCGGUGCCAGCCUCCCUGCCCUGCUGAGGGGUCUGCCUGUCUGUUACCAGUGAGCGCACAGGGCUGGUGGGCGGCAGCUGGGGCUGGGUGCACCCUGCUGGCCUCCACAGGCUCCUGAAAGAGCCAAGCCCCUGUGAGAACAGGCAGCUGCGCCUGCGCUGGAGGAGGAGGCGCCAGGAUCCCUGGAGGACCCGUACCUGAUCCUCUCGCAGUGCUGCCCGCACCCCUGCUGGAUCUCACACGACGCCGGAGGGCGUGCCGAGCCCGUGUGUGCUCUGUGCUGAAUUGUGGGCUUCACAAGCACGGGACAGUGACUUCAGCUGCCCUCCCUGUGAGGAGCAUCCUCGGCCGCCC